CGUCAGUUCUCCUUUCAUCACGCAUGUCACAACCAGGUCGGAUUUCAUCAAACCAAGUUUCGCAUGGACAGUACCAAAAGCAAUUAAUCAGUGAGAUUCGAUCAAGCAGAGGUUUCGCGGUUGUUGUGGCUUCCUCACGCCCUGUUUUCCUCCGAGAAAACCACGAAAACAACACGCGCACGGGAGAACCGGAGAUCCCUAACCUUCUGCCCGUCCACUCCUUGCCAACCCAGUCAUAGUUGUCGGAGAUGGCAUCGAAUGAAGACUGUGCGUCGGUGCUGGAGCAAUUCAUUCACGAUGCGGCCAAUCUACCGGCCGAGAUCACCCAUAUGAUGGAAGAAAUCCAAGCCAAGGACAAAGACUUGCAGAAACACUUGUCCGUCAUUAACCAGAAGGACACCAACAUACAAAAGCAUCUCAGAAUCAACGGAGUUCUCGCCCCACAUCCAAAGGAGAACGAGUACGUCGAUCUAGUCAAGAAGAACUACGAGCUAUGCCAUGGACUCCAGGACCAGAAAGUCGCACUGAGCGAAAAGGCCUGCAGUCUCUUGGAGCGGCAGGUCAGGAAGCUAGAUAUGAAGAUUAGGGAACUGCAGAACGACGGGCAACUCCUCGACGGCCCGCCCUUGCCGAGUGUUUUCAACCGCAAGGCUGAGACACAAAAGCCCUUCAUUGACUUACCCACCAAUCUCCCUCUACAAAACGCGUCAAUCAGCGCUCUCAACGCCAACGCACACAGGAUCAACGCACACAUCUCUGCGACUAUGCAGCAAGCCCAAACCAGGCAGCUGCCACAGAUUACAACUGGAAGCACACCUGUUCAGCGAAGCUCUGCACCAGCAACACCUGCGUCUGCCGUUCAGCAACAGCGUCAACGAGAGCGGGAACAUUCUCUGGGUGCUGAGAACAAGCGGCGGAAACUGGGAGGUCCACUUCCGGGCACCACCCUACCGGCCCAGCCGUCAAGUCUCCGGCAAUCCUCACUUGGCCCAGGCACUCCAAAGGCAGGUACCCCUACAGGGACAGGUACAAGCCGUGCUGGCAGCAUGCCUCGAUCCACAGGAGCACAGCAAUCAGCUGUGCCUCCUAAGAAGUCAGGCCUCUCCAAGAAAGUCAUCUCACAUCAGCAAGUCAAUAAGCUCAAGCAAAAGAGCGCGACCAAGGGAAGAUUAUCUGCUGGGCGCAAAAAGGGUCAGUCGCCCUCAGUACGAGGAGGCCGUGGCGGCACGGCAGCCUCGGAAGAUGCAGAUUCUGUGUUGUCAUCCGCAGAUGCCUCCGAAACCGACGCCUCGCAAUCGAGGGGACGGCGAGGCAACAAGAAGCAGCAACAAGCUGCAUCAGAGGAGCCUGACGCUGAUAUGGGCGAGGAAGAAGAAAUGGAAGAUGAAGAAGGAGAAGACGACAAGCGCUACUGUUUCUGCAACCAGCGCAGUUACGGGGAAAUGGUGGCUUGUGAAAAUGAUGACUGCCCCUAUCAAUGGUUCCACACGGGGUGCUUGAACAUGAAGAAAGUUCCAGAUGAGGAUGAAGACUGGUACUGUCCGACCUGUAGGGAGAAGCCAGAGAUAAUUGAAAAGGUCAAGAUGAAGAAGAAAACUGGCAGGAAAUAGGUGAAACCUCGCUAUCUUGGAAAGAUACCCUUCCGGGAAGCAGGCACCACAACUGUGGGCCGGUGUCAUGCGCAAUACUGUGAUGUUUUCCCUGUGUUCUACACCCUUUCGCUGUGCUCCGUAUGGCCUGCCAUUAGAUGCAAGACGAUCAGAUCUAAUGCCUACCUCCAAUCCGGCAUCCUUCAACUGCAGCACAGUAUGCGAUUGGUUGUACAGAGAGCAGUGCUUAUGGCCGUGCAACCAAAAGAUCGCGAGACCAUAUUGCGCAAUUAGUGGCCUUGGGGAACCCACGGAUGGCACCUUGUAGUACGGGUCAACAACCAUUUG
Cladophialophora immunda is the source of this 1937-nucleotide messenger RNA. RefSeq lists its product as uncharacterized. Bases 249 to 1610 code for a protein of 453 amino acids. Gene Ontology annotation, cellular component: Rpd3L-Expanded complex; Rpd3L complex; nucleus. Gene Ontology annotation, biological process: regulation of DNA-templated transcription. The record is from RefSeq and is a predicted model, not a curated record. The transcript has a single exon. Lineage: Eukaryota; Fungi; Ascomycota; Eurotiomycetes; Chaetothyriales; Herpotrichiellaceae.